Xiphophorus maculatus (southern platyfish) is the source of this 8203-nucleotide messenger RNA. RefSeq lists its product as uncharacterized. The record is from RefSeq and is a predicted model, not a curated record. The coding region runs from base 295 to 4509 and encodes 1404 amino acids. Lineage: Eukaryota; Metazoa; Chordata; Actinopteri; Cyprinodontiformes; Poeciliidae. Gene Ontology annotation, biological process: regulation of apoptotic process. The transcript has 12 exons.
UCCACGAGGAGCAUUUUCUUUAACAGUUUCACUUUCGUUUAGUGUGAGAAAUUGGAAAUCCGAUCACGGUUUGGUUUGUUAUCCAAUUUUUAAUUUUGGUUCAAUACACGGAAAAGCUAAAUUCUUUAGUUUUUUUGUUCCAAACGAAGAAACACGCCUGUAGACACACGGACCUAGAUUAACGACAGUCCGUAUUUCAACGAGGAACUGCGGAACAAUGAGUCUUUUGUCGUUAUUGCAAAUAACAUAGAGAUCAGUGAAGUUGGGUUUUUCUGAAAACAAACCUCUGAAGUUAUGGCUUGCACGUCACAGUCAGCCUUGGAAUAUGUUGAGAAUGCCAGACUUCACCUUGUUGGAGAAUUAAAGAGUCUCUCAGUGAUUCUUGAGAACUUGUGUCAGCAAAAAGUUCUCAUUGAUGAAGAGGUCAGCAAGAUAAAGGCAGAGAAAGAUGACUAUGACAGAACCAGAGCAUUACUGGACUCAGUCAUUAGAAAAGGUGAAGAAGCCUGCUACAGGUUUCUAAGGAUUAUUGACCAGACGAGGAGGAGAACCUUAGAGAGACCAACUCCUCUUUUCAAGAACAGUCAUGAAGCUUCAACUGAGGCUACAAAGUUUGACCUGGACCACUGGAUCAGCUGCUUUCCUUUCAAAGAAGAUGCAGAAAUGCAGCAAAACUACAUACGAGGUCCAAGGCCAUGCUGCAAUUAUCAGAAGAAGUUAAAAUCAAAAGCAAAAAAAUUAUUAGAGAACUUCUGGAGGACAAGUAAAGAUCUUUUUGGAGAAGACAAGAAGCCUGAUCUGUUUUACAGUGCACUUGUAUUUGAUAUCCAAGGAAAGAUUUCUCCAUCCAAAAUAAAGAAAUUUAAAAACUAUAAAAGCAAGAAGUCCCGUCCUAAAAAGUUAAGGACUUAUAUUCCAGAGAAUAAAGCAGAAAUCUCCCCCAGUGACCUGCUGAAAACAGAUAAAAACAUCCUCCUGGUUGGGAAACCUGAAAUUGGAAAGACAGCGCUGAGUCAUGAAAUAUUGAGACUGUGGUCAGAAAGAGACAGUAAGGAGCUGGAUUACAUGUUUUUCUUUGAUAUGAGGGAAUUAACCGACAUCCCACCAAUCACGAGUUUGGAGGAUCUUCUUUUCACUGCAUGCAGUGAACCAGAUGAGGGCAAAGAUGAAGUCUUACAUGACAUAAAGAGCAACUCUGAUAACGUUACAGUCAUUUUGGAUGGAGUCACUGAUUUCUCUACAUCGGUUGUGGAGAAACUUAUAGACAAAGAUCUCUUACCUGAUGCUAAAAUCAUCAUUACCUGCAGACCAGAAGAUGAGGAAUACCUUUGUCCUGAAGACUGGCUCAGAGUGGAGGUGAAAGGCUUCAGUGAGGAAACAAUAAAAACAUAUUUGUCUUCAACUCUGGGUGAAGAUCACAGGAAGGUCCUGAGUAACGUGGAGCUGUUGACUCUUUGUCAUGUUCCAAUGUAUGCACUGUUGGUGGCUGCCAGCUUUUCAUCAGAAGACUCUCUGCAGCCCAGAACUGUGACUGAAAUAUACAUCAAUAUUGUUCGAUUUGGUCUUCAGAUGAACAGCAACAAAACCAGGAUCAGGAACCUCAAUCAGUUCAUCAAAACCAAGAGAAACGGAAUCCUGUCUCUGGCCGAAGCUGCUUUUAAUGCAACCGAAAGAAAAACUGUGAACCUGGGAGAACUUUCCUGUGAAGACAGCUGCGUCCUUUCCUUCCUGAAAACACUUGAUGUAAAAGUUCCUCCUACUGAAACCAAAACUCUCUAUGCUUUCCUCCAUUACACCAUGCAGGAGUUUUUUGCAGCUCUGUGGCUUUUGGAGAAUCCUGAUAAUAUCAGGGAGGUUUUCCAGCAGUGCCUCACUGAGGAGAAGAAACACAUGAAGCAUCUGAUCCCGUUCAUGUGCCGUUUGUUGAAUGAGAAGAGUCCACGUUUGAUGAGCUGUUUGAUUCCAGCUGAGGAGAUCAAGGAAACAUCUGGAUGGUUCUUCAAAGAGAUAAUUGACACAUUUUUCUCCAAAGAUGAAGACACUGAACUUGAUGUUGAUAUACUGUUCUUAUGCCAAUGUUUAUACGAGUCACAGAGCUCCGAAAACUGUAUUACCUUUCUGGACAAACUGGACUUCCAUCUUGACCUCAGUGGAGAGAAUCUGGACCCUUAUUCCUGCUGUGCUGUGGCCUAUGUGGUCACUCAGUCAAAGGAAAGGAAAAUAAGUCUGAACCUUCAGGAUGUGACGAUGUCUCAGCAAGGAAUGAGACAUCUGUUUGGAUGUAUUGAAAAUGUUCAAUGGUUUGAUGGUCGAAGCUGCGAUCCUGAUGAACAAACCAGGUUCUUAGUGAAUCUGUUCUGUGCAGCAGCAGAGAGAGAACAGCAGACAGGAGAGAAGAUGGUGGAGAUGUUAGCAUCAGUCUGCAGAUAUAAAACAUUCCCUUUAUAUCAUAGUGAUAAACCUCAGAGUGACUUCCUGCUGGAUCUGUACUCCCAGAUGAAGGACAGAGAGAAUAAAUCAGGUCCGAGUCUCCUUCCAUCAUUACAGUCAGUUUUCCAGUCAGCUCCUGAAGUCUGGACCAUCAAGCUGUCAGAGAGAAAGACCUCCAUCCUGCUGGAAGUGAUGAAACUCCAACCAGAGAAGAAACCAGUGGAGCUGACAGACUGCUCACAUGGAGAGAGUGAAGUGAGGAGUUUCCUGCAGUGUCUGCCUUUUAUCUCACACCUCUGGUUUGAUGGUCGAAGCUGCGAUCCUGAUGAACAAACCAGGUUCUUAGUGAAUCUGUUCUGUGAAGCAGCAGAGAGAGAACAGCAGACAGGAGAGAAGAUGGUGGAGAUGUUAGCAUCAGUCUGCAGAUAUAAAACAUUCCAUUUAUAUUAUAAUAAUAAAUCUCAGAGUGACUUCCUGCUGGAUCUGUACUCCCAGAUGAAGGACAGAGAGACUAAAUCAGGUCUGAGUCUCCUUCCAUCUUUACAGUCAGUUUUCCAGUCAGCUCCUAAACUCUGGACCAUCAAGCUGUCAAAGAGAAAGACCUCAGACCUUAUGGAAGUGAUGAAACUCCAACCAGAGAAGAAACCAGUGAUGCUGACAGACUGCUCACAUGGAGAGAGUGAAGUGAGGAGUUUCCUGCAGUGUCUGCCUUUUAUCUCACAGCUCAGUUCUCCUCCAGGGUUUUUCCAGAGUGUUUGUUCAUCUCUAUCAGUGAGAUCCAGAGAGGAGAUCCAGCAGCUGGUUUCUCUCCUGCAGCUUCUGAACUUCAACCUUUUUCUAACAGGAGAGUUGAAUGAUAAAACCUGCAGCUCUGUGGGGAAAGUUCUCCCCCUGGUUGGAUCUAAAGUGGAUCUGAUCCUCACAGACAGCCGGAUGUCCGUCAGAGGAGCUGCUGUCCUGUUUAGAUCUACAACACAGCUCCACAGUCUGAGACUCUCCAACAGUCUGGUCUUGUUCUUCUCUCAGUGGGUGAGAAGAGGCAGAGUGGCUUUUCCUCUGGUCCUAGAAGAGCUUACAGUGGUUUCCACCAAAGCUCAGCCACAGAGAGUCUUGCUGAAGGUCGGCAGCAGUUUGGCGUCUCUGCUGAGGUUCUGGACAGUGGGACGGUUGGACCUGACCGAGUCCGGACUCCCUGUUCAGAGUCUCUUCAGUCUGUUGCUUCACGACGGUCCUCUCACACUCAGACUGAGUGAAGAGAGACUCCAGCAGCUUCUGGUUCUCCUCCACGAGGUCCAGGACCAGGACAGGACAUUGUCCCUCUUGAAUAAGGUCGGUGGAGACCUGAGCUCCUGCCAGUUGAGCUGGGAGCUUCUUCACUUCCUGCUGCAGCAGCCGACAGCUCAGACCAUCACCGUGAACCUGAAGAAGAACCGAUUCUCGGAGGAGAGAGCUGCUGAGCUGCUGCCCUUCCUGCACAGGAUGGUGAUUCAAAGGCCCAGUCCCAGCUUUGUUAGGACUUCCAUCAGGGAGAUCUUCAGGACUCAUCCCAGUCACAUGAUAUCCUGGUUGCUGAGGUCACUGGAUCUUGUGAUCAACCUGAACUGCACAGAGCUGGACUCAAAGGACUGCGACGCUCUGCUGUUCAUCCUCAGACACAGCGACGGAGUGAAACUGAAGCUGCUGUGGAGCUCCAUCCCAGCAGAGGGAAUCCAGUCCAUCCUCUCUAUGCUGCACACAGUUUCUGAUCUCAGUGUGGACAGGAAUCUCCUGCUGAGGUUCAUCCACUGCUGCGCCGCCUCCGACAGCCAGCAGGGGGCAGCAUCGGGCCUGCUGAGGACUCUACGGCACAGGUUGGAUCUGUCCUGCUCCUCCUGCGUGGAGCUACCAGAGGAGGAUCAGACGGAGCCUCUGAGGUUGACGGCCGCCGACUGCGGGGCCGUCUCCACCGUCCUGAGACACAGCAGCAGGGACACCCAGCUGGACCUGAGAGACUGCGAGGUGGAGGACAGCGGGCUGGACCUGCUGUUUCCUGUCCUGGACGGACAUAUUUCUAUAUUUCAAGAUGCCUGGUGGUGUUGAGACCCUCGAGGUUUUCCAGUCACACUUCUGGUAGAGGAACAUGGCCAGGGAUGUCAAGGAAUUAGUGUCAGACUGCCCAGUCUGUUCCCAGCUUUCCAUCCUGCUCAAGGUUUCUCUGCCUACUUCCUGUUCCCCACUGGAAUUCAUCACAGGUUUACCCACUUCCAACACCAUGUACCACCAUACUCACCAUUAUUCACUGCUUUUCUAAUAUCACUCAUCUGAUUCCGCUAGUGAAGCUUGGGCACAUGUAAGAGUGUGACGUCUCCUUCUCUGUACAUGUUAGGAGCUCUCCAUUAUAUGUAGUCUUUUGAUUUUCAGGUACACUGGAAGUAGUUUCAUCCAGGAUGUGCUUGGCCUCAGUCUCUCCUGGUUAUAAAAGCAGUCAUUCUUCAUGUGUCCGGGAUGGUGGAGGUCACUGCUCUAUCCAGUGUCACUUUCUUGCUUGUUCUUACCCAAUUAGCCUUUAUGCCCUGGUCUUCAUUUCUUUUCUUUACUGGACUCUCUGCUCACUCUAUGUCUAUGCGCUGCAGCUAUGCCAUUGGUCAUGGGGGCUGCCUGCUUAUGUCCUUGAGUCUUAUUUCAUGGAUUGAAGUGGAUCAUAGGAGCACCUCCCCACGUUAGCUCCUUUGCUCUAUGAGUUUUUGCCCCUCAGCCUUCUCUCAGCACAGUCUCUGUACUGUUUAUUGCCCCUUAGCUAAUCAAUGUGGCAGCUGAUCAUCAUGCCAGGUCAUCAUGUUUUACAAACACUAACAGAGUUAUUUGGAAUCAAUCUCCUUUCCUCUGACGUUUCCUCUUUCCCUGCAGUUUUGCAGCUGAGGGUUCAGUGUGGUCUCUCUUUUUAAACAAAUCAGAAAUUAAUUCUAACUGCUGUGAUGUUGGUGAAAAUCUUUCUCUCACCAGUCAUUUGUUAUAGUGAGCUUGGAAUUGAGUGGAAUUGAGGAGGACUCUCAUUGCUAGGCUAGUGCAACGUCAACCCAGCCACAACCAUCACCAGCUCCAUUGUCACCUAACCAAGAUAUCAGUGACCUCAUCUCAAGAAAGGAUCCUAUCCACCUCCUUCCCCCAGCACAUGCAAAUAACAGUAUUUACAUCACCCCUGAAACCACUCAUCUUUGAAAAUUGCUUGGACAAUAGCAGCAAACCCAGCCUGGCCCUCUAUAAAACAAUACAUAUGACCAUGGCUUUCAGGUACCUGCACUUCUCUCAUCCCACCCCUCCAAGCCAAGUAUUACCUGCAGGCCAUUCACAUUCCUGUAAGGUUCACUCUGCCUGAGCAGCAGAGGAAGGUCCCUCACAAUGAACCUGUUGGUGUUCAAGCAUGCUCCCGCCAAAACAGCUCUGCUCCAUCACAAACACUUCAGGUUGGUAGCCUUUCUACCAAAGUGAAACUACACCCUAGAGAGACUACCCACCUAAAUAAUCACACAAAAACUUUCCCCCUACAAUCUGUUCAACUCUUCCCUCGUUAGCUGCAGACGUGAGGUUUGUUACCCUGAGUGGAAGCAGAAAAUAACCCAGUAACUAACCCUCACCUGGUUUCACAGACAUCCCUGUAUUCAUACUGUCCUUCAACAAAUAGUUAUUUCUCCUAAAAAACUUGAAGUCUUUAAUAAUAGCUUAAAGCUUUAAAUGUACAAAACAAGAACCUUAUUACAAAUAAUUGUUAAUUCCAAGUCUCUGCUCUCCCUAAGAUCCAUUUCCAGCCUGGACCAGAUGGGUCCCCGCCCUGAAUGAGAUCUGCUCCAGGAUUCCAGGAUCAACACCAAAUCCAAUUCCAGUACUAACCUCUAACAUAACAAAUGUGGCGAAGGUGGAACCCUGCAAAUUAGCAAGGAAUGAUAAAUCAUUUAUUAUUGUUCUAGAAGUUUCUUCAGGAGUCGUGGAGAUUUGACUCGCAACUUUCCUUGAAGUUCUGCCUGUCAAGGCAUCUGGUCUAAUUUAAGUGGUUAAGUUGUUUCUUUUGUGAGUAAUUUAUCUUCAGGUCUUAUGCACCAAUUAAUAAACCACUGAUAAACAAAACAGUUGUGCCAAAUCACUACUGUACAACUAGAGGACAAUGCCCAAUCUGUUGUUAAGGAGCUAAAUGUUAGAAAAGAAGUUGGAACAGUUAAAUAGAGACGACCAAUGGCUUUAAUGUCUGUCAGUCUGGUUCUGGUGCUCAUCACAUUACUGAGACUUUGCUUUUCAAAGUGUUGUAUGUCAUCCAUCUAAAUACAGACAGUGGAACAACUGCAGUGUUGGUUUUCAAUGGAUCUCAGUGCAUCAUUUCACAUGAUGUCAAUAUGACAUAUUAUUGAAGCGACUGCAGAGUUUGUGUCAGGUUUAAACACCUAUUGAGAGAUUAAACAAACACAAGAAAGACAAGAGAGUUAGAUUCUUUUGUCCUCGCGAGGAGAACAGCCAGAGAUGUUUUCAGUCACACAUCUCUUCGUUCUGAAAACAUACAUGUCCGUUCUCCCUUUUUAUUGCUGUUGGGAUCCCUGUUACAGAGAGCGUCUCAAAGGGGCGGGGAAAACACUUCAGUCACAUGAUUGCAACGUAAAUGCUAGUCACUAACAAAACACACGGUAUCUACACACUAGAUUAUUCUGUUCCAGACACAGGAUAACACAGAGCCAGUUGUACGUCUUCACGGCAACAGUUUUAUAUCCAGCAGGUCAAGGAUGCAGAGGUUUCUGCUGAACGAUAACCUGUUGAAAACAGUUUCUCUGCUCUUCCUCAGAGGCCUUCUGAGAAAGGAAUCAAAUCUGAGUCACAAUCAGAUCACCGAUCUCUCCACUGAUUGGUUACUGCACCUCUUCUUCAUCAACCCGUCCAUUGAUUGUGUGAGACUGAACAACAACAACAACAUCAUCAACAAAACUCCUUUUAAGGGCAACAAGAAGUUUGAGAUCUGGUGAAGCAGCUGUGAGUCAGCUGGUCAUGUGACCAACAGGAUCCUAAUUGCUCUGGUUUAAUCCAAAACUCUCUGUUCACUGGUACAGUGUGACCUGUAAAUGGAGACCUUAGUCCUGAAUGUGGCUUUCACUGGGUUCUCUCCUGGCCUGAUGACCUUUGACCCAUGUUUUCCUCCCUUCUCAUAAUAAACUUUCCUUUUCAGCAACUGCUAAAUAAAGGCCCCAGGAGGGAAAAAAUACUGGACACUGCCUGGUAACACUGGUUAGUGUUCAGCAGUGGGAAGCAUCUUAGAUAAGAUAAAAUUGAUUAUGUCAUUGUCAUCAACAGAUUACAAACUAUGUUUGUUUAUUUGCAUUCAUGUUUUGGGGUUUGAUGUAUUGAUUCUAGAUUUAUGAUCACUUUCCUUUUCAUGUCAUUAGUAAUGGAAUCACUAAGGAAUGUUUUAUGAAAGUAAAUCAGAGAUGAAGCAGAAAUAGGUUCUGAUGAGUGUUUAUGUAUCUCUGUUGAUUUAUUAGAUUGUGUUUCUCCACUUUCCUUGCUGUUCCUCUUUUUCUUCUCAUCUGUUUCUAAUGACUCAUCUGUUGCUUGUUCAAUAAUCAAAUAAUCCAAUAUAUCUAGAAAUCAUUCUCAGUCACUCCUUGCUGCUUUUUCUAGUUAAAUUAUGUUACUGUUCACUAUGUUGCUGUUUGUCCCACUGGAUUCCUGGUUGUUGUUGUUGUUGUUGUUGUGCUGUCAUUGGCAGUUUAUUGAUUUGGUUUUUAUCAUUUAUUCCUCAUUAAACUUGAAGAACUAC